This is a messenger RNA of Rana temporaria (common frog), 3558 nucleotides long. Its product is annotated as calpain-13-like. Gene Ontology annotation, biological process: proteolysis. Gene Ontology annotation, cellular component: cytoplasm. NCBI's taxonomy places the organism in Eukaryota, Metazoa, Chordata, Amphibia, Anura, Ranidae. Gene Ontology annotation, molecular function: calcium-dependent cysteine-type endopeptidase activity; calcium ion binding. The coding region runs from base 306 to 2600 and encodes 764 amino acids. The record is from RefSeq and is a predicted model, not a curated record. The transcript is spliced from 26 exons.
UACACCUCUACAGCCCAGGUACAGUAUACACACAGAUCAUGAUGGGAGCCACAUGCAUCUAGUGAACACUACAAAUACAAGGCAGUUAAUCAUUGAAAAUACUUAGAUAAAGACAAGACCAAGGCUAACUAGAAAGAGAAGGAAGUACAGAAGGACGAGGGAGAUCCAGGAAAACCUGACGGGAGAUCCAGGAAAACCUGACGGGAGAUCCAGGAAAACCUGACGGGAGAUCCAGGAAAACCUGACCGCACGUCAAGCAGUAGCUGAUGGUGGCCGGCUGUGAAUUCAGAUAACGUGGACCUACAAUGCCGAUCCCGGGGGUGUACCAGAAGGUGGCAGAGGGGCAGCAGUCUCAGAGGAAGACGGGAACGGUGGAUGCCCCCAAAAAGUUCAAAGCACAAGACUUCAACAGCCUUCGGGAAACUUGUCUGAAUAGAAGGCAGUUGUUUGAGGAUGAUGUAUUCCCUGCCAGCCUCUAUUCUAUUGGACAGGAUUUGCUGUCCCAGGACAAACUACUCAGCAUUAAAUGGAAAAGACCAAGUGAGUUAAACCAAGAUCCCCGUUUUCUCGUUGAUGGAGCAAGCAUUUUUGACAUUAUGCAAGGAGAAAUAGGUGACUGCUGGGUUCUUUCUGCUGUUGGAGCUUUAACUUUGCACCGGAAGUUUCUUGAAAAUGUUGUUCCCAAAGACCAGGAAUUCACACACAAAUAUGCUGGAAUCUUUCACUUUAGGUUCUGGCAGUACGGAGAAUGGGUGGACGUGGUGGUUGAUGACCGUCUACCUUUACUUAACGGCAGAUACUUGUCUGUUCAGCCAAGGAGUAACAAUGAAUUCUGGCCGUCCCUGCUGGAGAAAGCCUAUGCCAAGCUACGUGGCUCCUACCAGAAUUUGCACUGGGGGUUUAUCUCAGAGGCACUGGUGGAUUUCACAGGAGGGGUCCAGCUUGAUUUUGACUUAUCCAAACCUCCUCCAGACCUUCGCGAUAUUGUCCUAGCAGCAGCAAGAUCUGGAUCACUCAUGGGAGCUACAACUCCAGGAAAUCUUCAUACUGGAAAUAUAGAACUGCAGAAUGGAAUUGUACAAGGCCACGCCUACACAGUUACGGAUGGCUUACAGAUUGACUAUAACAACAGAACAGAGGACAUUGUCCGAGUGUGGAAUCCGUGGGGACAGGGCGAAUGGAACGGACGUUGGAGUGAUCGUUCCCCGCAGUGGGAUAGAGUCCAACCAGAACUAAGGAGACGGCUCAACGUCGAAAGGAAUGAUGGAGAAUUCUGGAUGUCCUGCCAGGAUUUCAUGCAGAAUUUCAGCCAAGUGAACAUCUGUAACCACACCCCGACCUACUUAGAUUUCGAGAACCCUCAGCACAUCUGGGAGUGCACCAGUUACUACAAUCAGUGGGUGAGGGGAAGCACCGCGGGCGGCUGCAAUACCUCAGAGGACAUAUGGAAGAAUCCGCAGUAUGUGAUCACAAUUCCAGAAAAUCAGAAGAUAGGAUACAAUGUCACCGUGGCUCUUAUGCAGAGUCUGACCAAUGAGAGGAAGUACAAUCCCCGCUGGUUACCUAUUGGAUUUGUCUUUUGCAAGGUUACCGCCAAGGGAACAAAGAAUGGGUCACAGCAAAAAUUCUCUCGUCAACAAGCCUCAGAAACAAUAAACACCAAUUUGGAGCGUGCACGAGAAGUCACCAAGUCAUUUGUAGCUCCCCCUGGAACAUAUGUCAUCUUACCCUUCACACAGAACAAGGGGCAAGAGUCCGAGUUUCUCUUGAGGAUCUUCAUGAAGACAUCUAAGAUUGCUGAAUAUCAAGGAUUACAAACGGCGUCACGGGAGGAUAACCCAGAGCAAUACACCAACAGUUCCUCUGCACAAUAUCAAGGAUCACAAGCACCACAAACAGUGUCACUGGAGGACAACCAAGCACCAUACCCAAACAAUACCUCAACUCCAUACCAGAGCAUAAAAGCACCACAAAAAGUCAUUGAUGAUGCUCUCUUUGAGAACAAUGCAUUGUUAAGUGACUUUGAAUCAAGUCUUUGGGUAAAUCGCCAGACUCCUACGGCUGUUUUAAAAAAAUAUAAAGAUGACAGCUAUGAGAAUGUUUUUGCCCGUUACGCAGACCAGAGCUCAGAACUGUAUGCAGAACAGCUACAGAAGCUGCUAAAUGAUGUGAUAAUUCCAGACCCAACCUUCAAUGCAGACCGUUCAGCGUUUAGCUUGGAUUCCUGCCGAGGGAUUUUAAUGCUGAUGGAUCUUAAUGUUAAUGGGAAACUCAGCCUUCAGGAAUUUUCCCGUUUCUGGAAAAGACUGAACAUGUGUAAGGACAUGUUCCGGUCCACUGAUGUGAACCAAACUGGAUAUAUUGAUAAAUAUGGACUUGUUCGAGCUGUUCAAGACUUAGGUCUCCCAGUCAGUGAUGCCGUCAUGAAUAUUAUGCUUUUAAGAUAUGGAAGCUAUUCCAAAAAGUUGACCUUUGCAGACUUUGUGUGCUGCAUGAUCCGUCUGGAAACUGUGUCAAAGGUGUUUCAGAAUUUAACUAAAGAUGGAGGAGGCAUCUACCUGACCGCAGAAGAGUGGAUGCAGAUUAUAAUGUCCAGCUAGUAUCACAUUGGACAAUGCUGCAUCAUGGCCACCCACUGUGAACACACAAGACGAACCGGAAGACUGAUCUUCAAAAUGAAUACUUGGAAAGAUUAACACCAAAGUGUGCUUUAUUAUUUAAUUGUUUUUUAAAUGUUUGUUUUUAAACUCUAUAUUUUUAUAGCAGCUUAAGGCUAAUGUACAGUUGUGCGGCAAAUUCAGCUACUAUGUGAUGCACUUAGCACUAGGACUAUAUGGUAACACGGGAUGGAUGUACACACUCCGGAGUUCUAGGUACUUUGACUUCUCCAGAUCCCCUGGUUUCCCGCAGCACUCUAUACAUUACUGUGCACUGACUGUGAAUGAUAUCCACGGGUUCCUUGCUCCCCUUUAAUAGGUAUUCUGAACACCAUUUUUGAGAAGCCUAUCUUAAUUCUUGGAACAUGACCAGGGACAUAACUUAAAUUUAAGUGGCCCGAUAGCAAGAUUUUGAUGGAUCAGUUUUCCUCUGUUCAUUGCUGAAGGCAAUAAAUAAACUCAGAGAUGGGGGGAAGAAAGAGAGAUUUGUUACUAAGCACAGCUCAAGAUCAGGGUUUCCUUACCUGUACACUGAUUUUCUAUGUUUAAGUUGCCUUAAUAAACUCCCUAGUGGGGGGCCCCUGGUGGUUUUCUUGGUUACUUUCAUGGCCCGAGCCAAACUACAAAGAAGUUCAAAGAAUCCCUUUACCAUUCCACAUAAAGUUCCUUACUUUCAAAGCCCCAAAACCUUUGUGGUCCAUCAUAAUUCCAGCCCUUACUGAAGUUUUUAUUUUGAGUUGAUCUCAACCUGUUACCUGAAUUUGUAGAUAAUAAUUUUAGAAGAAAUUUUAAAUGAACUGUAAUAUUUAAAAUGUUAUGGAUGUUUUUAUGUGUCUAAUUUUUGUUUUUUGAAAAAAUAAAUUAUAGGCCGACAGAAGUUAAUAAAUGUUCAAAAAAGCAA